This is a messenger RNA of Dromiciops gliroides (monito del monte), 5672 nucleotides long. RefSeq names its product fem-1 homolog C (gene FEM1C). Bases 545 to 2398 code for a protein of 617 amino acids. Gene Ontology annotation, molecular function: protein binding. NCBI's taxonomy places the organism in Eukaryota, Metazoa, Chordata, Mammalia, Microbiotheria, Microbiotheriidae. The record is from RefSeq and is a predicted model, not a curated record. The transcript has 3 exons.
CCGCCGCCCUCUCCUAACCCAAUGGCGCGGCUGUCGCGUCAGCGCUGUGAGCCAGCACUUUAGGCUUCCCCCGCCUGUAGCCCAUUACAACAUCCGCCAUGGCUGCUGCUGAAGCGGCAUCUUGAGGAGUGAAAGGAGGUGCCUUAGCCCAGUUCGCAUUGGCGGCGGUGGGGCGGCUAGAAUUCCUCUGCUGCGGGUCAUGGAGGAGCUGGACGCCGACCAGGAGACUAGGGCAGCCCGGGCGGCGUCGGCUGAGACUGCGACGGUUAUCAUUUGAAGGGGGUGGCGGCGGCCCGAGCUGGAGCGGCCGGAGACCUGACCCAGCUACCGUGGUGAGAGGCGAGAAGCCGGCCCGGGCAGUUUGGUGAUCUCAGGUGCCAGAUGUUGGAGGCAGGAGAACAACGGACAUUUUUCUUGGUUGUAUGCACACUGAGUUGCAGUGAUUGUCAUUGAACUGGUUCCUGUAGCUGUUGGCCCUGCCCAUAAAGUUAAGCAGGAACUUGUUCCUGAAGGAUAAACAAGACACAGACUCAAUUGGACAUAAAUGGAUCUAAAGACAGCAGUGUUUAAUGCAGCUCGGGAUGGCAAGCUGCGCCUUCUUGCCAAGUUGUUGGCAAGCAAAUCAAAAGAGGAAGUGGCCUUGUUGAUCUCUGAAAAAACAAAUGGUGCCACUCCACUUUUGAUGGCAGCCCGAUAUGGGCACCUUGACAUGGUGGAAUACCUUCUGGAGCAGUGCAGUGCCUCCAUAGAGAUUGGAGGCUCUGUGAAUUUUGACGGUGAGACCAUUGAGGGGGCUCCACCUUUAUGGGCAGCUUCUGCAGCAGGACAUUUGAAGGUAGUCCAGUCUUUGUUAGACCAUGGAGCUUCUGUCAACAACACAACUUUGACUAAUUCAACUCCUCUUAGGGCUGCCUGUUUUGAUGGUCACCUGGAAAUAGUAAAAUACCUUGUGGAACACAAAGCUGAUUUGGAAGUUUCUAACCGUCAUGGUCAUACAUGCUUAAUGAUUUCAUGUUACAAAGGACAUAAAGAAAUUGCUCAGUAUUUACUUGAAAAGGGGGCUGAUGUUAAUAGAAAAAGUGUUAAAGGAAACACUGCACUGCAUGAUUGCGCAGAAUCUGGAAGUUUGGACAUCAUGAAAAUGCUUCUUAAGUAUAGUGCCAAGAUGGAAAAGGAUGGCUAUGGAAUGACUCCCCUUCUAUCAGCAAGUGUGACAGGUCACACAAAUAUUGUGGAUUUUCUGACACAACAUGCACAAACUAGCAAGACAGAACGCAUUAAUGCCUUAGAACUUUUGGGAGCUACAUUUGUAGACAAAAAAAGAGAUCUGCUUGGGGCUUUGAAAUACUGGAAGAGAGCAAUGGACAUGAGGUACAGUGACAGGACUAAUAUCAUCAGCAAACCUGUACCACAAACAUUAAUAAUGGCUUAUGACUAUGCCAAGGAGGUGAACAGUGCAGAAGAACUAGAAAACCUUAUUGCUGACCCCGAUGAGAUGAGAAUGCAAGCUCUGUUAAUUAGAGAACGUAUUCUUGGUCCUUCUCACCCAGAUACAUCUUAUUAUAUUAGAUACAGAGGUGCUGUCUAUGCAGACUCUGGAAAUUUCAAAAGAUGCAUCAAUCUAUGGAAAUAUGCUUUGGAUAUGCAGCAGAACAAUUUGGAUCCCUUGAGCCCAAUGACUGCUAGUAGUUUAUUAUCUUUUGCAGAGCUGUUCUCUUUCAUGCUACAGGAUAGGGCAAAAGGCUUAUUGGGAACUACCGUUACAUUUGACGAUCUUAUGGGUAUACUGUGCAAAAGCGUCCUUGAGAUAGAUAGAGCUAUCAAACAAACUCAGUGUCCGCCUGACCAAGUACAGUUGAAUAAAGCCCUUUCCAUCAUUUUGCACUUAGUUUGUUUGUUAGAAAAAGUUCCUUGUACUCCAGAACAGGAUCAUUUUAAGAAGCAGACUAUAUACAAGUUUCUUAAGCUGCACCCUAGAGGAAAAAAUAACUUUAGCCCUCUUCAUCUGGCUGUGGACAAGAAUACCACAUGUGUAGGUCGAUAUCCUGUUUGUAAAUUCCCAUCUCUGCAAGUUACUGCAGUACUGGUGGAAUGUGGUGCUGAUGUGAAUGUCAGAGACUCUGAUGACAAUAGUCCCUUGCACAUUGCUGCACUUAACAACCAUCCAGACAUCAUGAACCUCCUUAUCAAAUCAGGUUCACAUUUUGAUGCCACAAACUCUCACAAACAAACUGCUAGUGACUUGUUGGAUGAGAAGGAGAUAGCUAAAAAUUUGAUCCAGCCCAUAAAUCAUACAACAUUGCAGUGUCUUGCUGCUCGUGUCAUAGUGAAUCAUAGCAUCUAUUACAAAGGGCACAUUCCAGAAAAGCUGGAGAACUUUGUUUUACUUCAUAGAUGAUAAUUUGACUGAAUUCUUGAUACUGUUGAAGCACGAGUUGGUAACAGUUGUUUCAUAUUUGAGCACUGUUGUGAUAACACCAGCAUUCAUAUAACUUGAUAACAUUGUGCUUUCGUUGGCUAAGGCAUUAAGAGUAUCAGAUUUGCAGAAUUGGUUGACCCAUAUUUAAUAUAAAUCUGCCAUAUAUUGUUUUGUGGAUUAUUGAUAAAUGUAAUGCCAUAUUCAAACUCCUAAAAUUGUCUGCCAAAGCCCUGUCUGUCUUGUUUUAUUUGCCUGUUGGGUGUUUGGGACUGAAUUCUAUUUUUCACUGGUCUCUUUAUACAAGUCUUGGUUUGCAGAUAGUAAGCAAUUGAAGGCCUAUUUUUUUGCCCAUUUUUUCCUGUCCUUUUCUUCCCAGCCAGGCCUGCCUACCCCUCCCUCCCUUCUUCGCUCACUCCCUUCCUUCAUUCCUCCCUCAGUCCUUCCUCUUCCCAUCCCUUUUUUCUUCCCUCCCUUCUCCUUUCUUCCCCUCCCACUUCUCUUGCCUUCCCACCUGUUCUCUUGCCCUCCCCCCCUACCCUUUUCUUGGCUGGGGGUGGGGAGGGUAGGGGUAGAUAGAGAGGGUGAGGUAGCUACAGAUAUGGAGUUCGAGCUUGAACAUUUCUGGGUUUUAUUUUUAUGUAACGAUUCAUUGCUGGGUUGUAUAAGCUUUAUUGACUUUUUACCAUUUGCAGUUACCACAAGUGCUUUAUAUUCUCUAUGCACUGGCUUACACAUGACUGUUGUACGUUAGCAUAUUUCUAUGCAGCAGUUUGCCAACUUCAACUCAAACCACUGUUUUGAAGAGUUUGUUGAAUUAUUUUUUUGAGAACACUUCACAGCAUGAUCUUUUUUUUUUUAAGAGCUAUGUCAGUUGCCUAAGAUUUUCUGAUUGCCUUUUUUUUCCCCAGGAUAUUUGUGCAGUUGCUUUCUCUAAUACUCUGAAAUUAUUAUGUGCUCAAUUUGGGAGACCUAUACGUCACUCACUGACCCAGAUGAAAUUUGUUUGCCAUCUUACAUCAUGAAACAAAAGGAAAGAGUCUUCAGAUAAAAACUGGCAUACCUUUCAUGCUGCACCAGUGCUGUUUUGCAUGUACUAAUUGUGUGAUUGUGUAUGGAUUUGCUCAAAGUUAUCUCAAAUUUAAUCACACAGUUUAAUGAGAAAUAGAUGUUUAUAGUAUGAAGUUACAGAUCACCUUAUUUUUAAAGAUUACCUUCCUUAGUUACAAGAAACUAAAGCAUGUCAGUGGCAUGAUGCUUGCCAAUCUAAACCUAGGCAUCUAGGAUAAUAAUAUUUUAUUAAAUGGUAUAAUUUCAUGGUAUAAAAGGUUCAAUAAGUGUCCCAUUUUUCCUUAAGUUUAAAUACACCUCCUAAAGAUAACUUGCAUGAUUUGUCUUUAUCUUUCAGCCAUACAAGAAGGUUGCAGAACUACUUAGCCCCUUACUGAAAACUAUAUUUUAAAAAUGUAUAUAAUGUGUGCACAACAAUUUGAUAUUGAAGCAGAAAGGGCUCUUUUGACUUAAAAGUAUAAGUAUAAAUAAAGAAUACAAAUGUGUAAAAUUCAGGUAAUUACCGUUCAGCACUUUAUUGUUAUUCAGAAUAAAGUUUGAUAGCUUAUCACUGCAGAUGUCUAAAAAUGAAAUUAUUCUGAAUAAAAAGUUCCUAACUGAUUUGAGGGGGGGAAAAUCAGCUGACCUGUGAUACAAGGCACUGGCAACAUUUUGUUUUGUGGGUUUAUGUAAUAUAAAGAUAAUCUUAUGGGUUAUUGUUGCAGCCAAUAAUUGAAAUGCACAUUUUCAAAAACUCUUGUCUUCUAUACUCUCCUUUUCUCCUCACCCUUCCUGAAAUAUUUAUUCUACUUUUGUGCAUUUAAUUAGUUAACCAUUCAACAUGCUGGAUUGGCUAGUUAAAGGAACAUCUUUCCCACCUAUUAGCUAAUUUAAAUAUUUUGAGGGGAGUUCUUUGGUGUAUAUUUUAUGAAAUUUUGGAUCACCAAUGAGUAUGCUGCCUUUUAUGAUACAGGACUGAUAUUUUGCCAACUUUUACUUAAACCAUGUAGUACUUAGUGUAUGAACUUAUUACUUUGUGUGUAAGCAACUUUUUAAAAAGAAAACUUGACAAGUACAAAAAAAUCUAAAUUGAGCUGAUAAAUGAUAUUUAAAGUCAUCCUUUUUUUGUAGGUAUAAACAGAUUUUUGAACAGUGGUUCUAAUAUUUUUCCUCUUUUGCAUAUCUUUGCUGUCUUAGUAAGGGAUACCUGAGAAUCCUCUAAAGAUGAAUCACAAUUGGGAGGACUCUGUACUUUAAAAUGCAGCAUUUCUUUACUGCUGACAAUAGAUAAUUUAGAACUGCUCUUAAGUAGUGAGAAUGAAGGUUCCUUAUUUAAAGUAAGGUACUACUACCUAGUUUGACAUAUCAAAGUGAUAAAAUGACAUGUCUUAAAAGAAUUUUAUUUUGAGAGUUCAGAGUUGGUAAUUAAGUUUCUUUACAUGUGAAAAGGCUUUUUUGGGAUAUUGUUAAAAGUUAUGGUGAAACCAAAUAAGAUACUUAGUAUCUUUAUUUUUUUACCAAUUAUUAAAUUUAUCCCUAGUGUAAACUAAUUGUACUGAUUUGGAUCAAGUCUAGUGCAAAUAAAUAGUAUAGGCUAUAGUUAAUGCAAGUUAACUAUGUGUCUGCCAUGUUCUUUUUUUCACCUGUUGGCAUUCAGUUUUAUUACUGGACACUUUUUUUAAAAUAGAAAUUUCCAUAAUUUCAUCUAGAUGCCAAUUAAUUUUAUAUGGACAAAUGGAUUUUAAGUUUUAAAACACUCAUUUUCUUUUAUCUCUAUUAACACUACAUUAAACAUUUCAGAGACCCCAACUACUGUGACUUUGAAUAAAUAUUUAAAUUAUACUUGGCGCAGAGUAACUCUUUAAAGUUGUGUUGUAUACCAGAAAUACUAGCCUGGAAUACAAGGAUUUUAGCCCUUUAAAUUUCCUAGGCUGAGACAAUCUCUAUAUUCUUAUAUAUUGAAAUAUAGGAUUAUUGACUGGCACAUUUUGGGGUCAGAUAUUAAAGAAUUUUGAAUAAUAUUAUAAUUAACCACCCUUUCUGUCUUAUUUUCCUAAUCAACAGCUGUCUUUUGUCAGUUUCCCAUUGUGUAUCUUUCCAAAGCAAUACUGUAUUCAGAGAUAACCAAUGAAUUGUCACACAAUGGUAAAAUGACAUCCCACAAUGUACAUUGUGAGGCAUAAUAAAAUUAAAAAUUUACACCAAA